This is a messenger RNA of Sebastes umbrosus (honeycomb rockfish), 7871 nucleotides long. It is a transcript of the gene rbm14b, whose product is annotated as RNA binding motif protein 14b. Gene Ontology annotation, molecular function: mRNA binding; zinc ion binding. NCBI's taxonomy places the organism in Eukaryota, Metazoa, Chordata, Actinopteri, Perciformes, Sebastidae. Gene Ontology annotation, cellular component: cytosol. The transcript is spliced from 4 exons. The record is from RefSeq and is a predicted model, not a curated record. The coding region runs from base 221 to 1942 and encodes 573 amino acids.
CCUUUCACUCUUCUAGUGGCUCUGAUGAAUUAAACUAAGGGGACUUUGUGUGCAUGGGAGUCAUAUUUGUGAGGAUUCAGCAUCCUGGUGAUGCACCACCACAUCUCCACCACCACCUCCUCCUCCUCCACCCUCCCCCUCUGCAGCCUCUCCAGCAGAAUGCCCGACAUGCAAACGGAAGCAGGCGCUACCAUUUUGAAAUACAGCACCGCCUAGCGCCAUGGACAAGAGCAACACAGUGAAGCUCUUCGUGGGCAACCUGGCAUUGGACACCACCCAGGAGGAGUUGUCAGCCAUCUUCGAGCCCUACGGCCAGGUGGUCAGCUGCAGCGUGCUGCGACAGUUUGCCUUCGUGCACCUGCAGGGCGAGGGCGCCGCCGAGCGGGCCAUCCGGGAGCUCAAUGGACGGGAGUUUCGCGGGCGGAAUUUGGUGGUGGAGGAGUCGAGGGGAAGGCCGCUGCACUCCACCAAGGUGUUUGUGGGUAAUCUGAGUGGGAUGUGCACCACCGAGGACCUCCAGCAGCUGUUCCAGACAUUUGGAAAAGUUCUUGAGUGUGAUAAAGUCAAAGCCAGGCAUUCCUCUUCCGCAGGCUAUGCCUUUGUCCACAUGGAAAACAAGGAAGACGCGCUCCAGGCCAUCGAGGCCCUUCACGGCACCUCGUUCAAGGGCCGCCCCCUGUCUGUAGAGCUGUCCAAGGUCCAGCCCAGCAAGCAGGCGCCUACGGGAAAAAUCCCCUGCGUUAACUGUGGAAAGCAGGGCCACUAUGCUGGAGAAUGCCCCGUGGGGAAGCCUUCUCUGGAGCAGUACCAGAGUCAGGCGGCGGUCCUGGCUGCCGCCGCUGCUGCAGCCGCUGGCCUGCCACUACAGGUCCAACAAAGCGUGCACAAUUCAGUCUACAACACCUCCACCUUUGAUCCCACAUAUGCGGCUCUCACCGGGAUCACCACGGGCACACGCACUGACGGGAAUCCAGUGAAUCCAGCUGUUUAUGGUGCCCUUGCCAGCCAGGUGUAUGGUGCCAAUGUUGCCAGUCAGCUUUAUGGAACAGUGGCCAAUCAGGCAGCUCUUCAAUCAGGCGCCACCCAAAUGUACAGCUCCAUGACCCCCAACAUCUACGGCCAGAUGACCGCGUCUCCGGCCGCAGCAGCCGCUGCUGCCUACUCACCUCAAGUUUACACCCCAGCUAUGGCCAACUCCCACAUCUACCUGUCUGCCGCUCAUGGAUUAGAAAUGCAGCAGGCAGCGGCCGCGGUCAACCCCGCCUACACUGUAUCUCCAGCGAUAUAUGGUGCUGCCACACCACACUACGCUCAUAUAAGCGCCAUGGGAGCAGCGGACCCUACUACAGCCAUCUUUGAGGCAGCCAGGCAGGCGCAUUACUUUGCCCAGGGCCAGCAGGUUAUGGCUGACCAGCAGUCAGUGGUUGCUGCGGCAGCAGCGGCUGCGGCGAAGUCUGGCGAGAGGGACCGCAGUCCUCUACGGAGGUCAAUACCUCUGCUGCCAGACCCCGUGAUGAAGCCGUUCAUGUACCAGAGAGCCAAGCCGCGCCGACCCCUGCUCCCGACGCCGGCUGGCCGAGCAGCAGAAGAGGCAGAGGCUGCAGAGGACCCCAUGGCCAGGUACUAUGCGGAGUACUACCAGCAGCUGCAGCAGUACCCCCAGUUCCAGUACGCCUACCCGCCGCCAAACGCAGUGGCGGCCAUCUCUGGCAUGCAAGGAGUGUCGGCUGUGUCGGCGUGCCCUACUGUUUCCGCGAUGUCCGCCCAGUCGGUCGCCGCGCUGGAUGCCCUCAGGCCAGGGGUUCCCACCGCCGCGGCAGUAGCAGCCGCCAUGGCUGCGCCAAGGGUGUAUGAGCCGCCGUUGCCGCCGCCCACGCGCAAGGAGGCCAUCCUCCGCCGCCCCGAACUCUCCCUUCACACGCCUGAGCCCCCCUUCCGAUAGUCGCACACAACUCUCUGCCCCCCCCCACCCUGAACCCCAUCCCCCAUCCCCCUCUUCCACCCCAAACUUGACCACCUUACAGCAGCUGUGUGUGAGAGAAUGUGUGUGCGCCUGGGGUUUGAAACUGGGGGUUUAUUAACCUGCUUUUCAAGGGACUUGGUCCGCUAACCUUGGUCCUGUUUGCACACACACAGUGCAGCCAUGAAAGGGAGGCUCUCAUCUGUUAUACGGGCAUUCUUUGUGCUUCUCAGUUUUACUUUUUUUAUCGUGCCAGUCUCACACUUGUGCCAGUAUUAGACUGACCCAGUCAGUCGUUUCAUAUGCCUUUAUUUCCGCAACCCAGUUAUGAUUUUUCUACGGCCAAAUCUACGAUAAAAGUUCUUUAUCAGCCAUCCUCCUUGGGCCUAGAUGAUCAGUUAGGGCAGCUAAUUUGAAAACCUUUUUUGCCUUACGUUGGAGAGUUUACAUUUGUAAUGUAUUCAGAUGGGAAGUCAGAUAAACACAUAUUGUGUACAGGCUGCAUUGCAUUGUGUCCAACAGAACCACGGUUGUUUUUUGGGGGAAGGGGUGUUUGUCUUGAAUGUGAUGUGGAUGUAGUGAAGUGUGAAAGAGAGAGCGUAGAUGUGCGGGCUCCUGACCUUGCAGCGCACAAACGCAGCAGCUUAGACUGCACCUUGCAGAAAAAAAGCACACAUAACACGUACUGUAAUGUAUGUUUGGAUCUCUCCUCGACCCUUUUCCCCCACCUGUACUCUAACUACAACACUGGAAGACACUGCUUCACCUCUCUUUCUCUUUCUUUCUCUCUCUCUCUCUCUCUCUAAAUACAGCUGCCUACCUCUGACAGUAAACUUCAGUCUAUUCUAUUCUAUUCCACGCUUUUCACCCAGUCAGCAGUUUAGUUCCUGCUCUUCGUAGAGGUACAGGGUCAGCGCUUUAGGCAGGGAAGAGCUGGAUUUUUGUACAUAGUCUGUAUUAAGUCCUCCAACAUGUCUAGAGGCCUUUAAAAAAAAAAAAUAGUGUUUGUUUUAAUAUAGUUUACAUAUUAAAUGGGGUGUAAUGAAUUGUAAAUGGAGAAAAAAAAAAUCCAUGUGUGACUACUGAAUGAGCUGUUUACAAAGGAUCUUUACGCUGCAUCCUAUUGGAAUCAUGAUAUGUGACGAGCUCAAUUAUGUGCCUAUAAGCUUUGAGUGAAGUGCAUUACGUGGAGGGAUCUCCCAUUUCAAGUGCUUUUUAAUCAUUUCAAGGGGGGAGGGGAUAAACAGGAGCCCCCCAGAGCUUAGUAUCCACCUCGUGGACUUGCACUCCUGUACAAGAUUUGUUUCAUAUCAUAGGGUUUUUAAAAAAAGAAAGCCACAAACUGAGCCUCACGGGUUCAUAAUUAGCCGCCGGUUUUAAGCAGGAACGACAGUGAUAUAGCACCAAUGAAAUGAGAGGUGGGGAUGUGUCUUCCAGUCGCCCCGACUAUCCUACUUUUUCCAAAUACCAGACCUGCUUCAGAUUGUAAUUGCAAAAAUUGUGUCUGUUUUGAUGCGGUUAUUGGAUCUGGUAGGUGGGGUUUGCUGCUCCAGGACAACAAACAGGCAGAUUUUGCUUUUCCUGAGUGGCAAACUCCAUCUGGUUUCUACAAUCACUUAAAACAGUCACUUGGAUUUAUUUUUCUGCAACUACUAUUCGACAGCGGUCUGUCGCACACACACAUACCCUCCGAAAUCACCUUACUGCCUCGCUGUUUCCCCCCCCUCCCCUCUCCCCCUGUGGUUUUUAGUGGUUAAGUGCAUCUCACAGUGUAAUCUUUCUGUGUUGUAUAUACAAACACACACCAGUUGCAUCCUUUGUAGAAUUAUGUGGUUUGCGAAAUGUCUUGUUUGCCAUGUUUGAGACCGUAUUUUUUAGAGAAGUACUUUAAUUUUGCCUUUUUUUUUUUAAGAAAAGACAAAAAAAAAAAAUUUUAAAAAAAAUUGGCAUGCUUUUUAUUGAGAAUAUGUAUACUAUAAUCAUUAUUAUAAUAAAGAAUGUUUGGCUCACUACUGUGGUAAAAGAAAGCAAAGGGUUUGGACAUUUCCCCUUCUUGUUUAUGUUCUCCACUAUCUGUUUCUCUUGUGUAAAAACGACCACACAGGUGUAGAUGCUGGCCCAGCUUUGCUUUCUUUGGUCAGGGUAAGUGCGGGUUGGUGCUCCUUUCUCUCUCCAGCCUCUCAAACUGGGUGCAAACCGAAAUUUAGACGAAGGGGUUUGCACUUCAGAUGCACUUCAGUAUUAUAUUCUGGCAAGAAAGGCUGAGUACGGUCCUUAAAAUUGAUUUUCUAUACACGCUGUGGCAUCAUGUUGAGAGCUGGGGAGAGGCACACAGAUAGAAUGGCCUGGGUGCAUUUUGAUCUGUGGAGCAGUUCCUCUUUCUGGGGGUUGAUGGGUGUGCGUCUGGUCUGGUCUCUCCCUGCUGCACCAAAUUCUCCCCCCUUCCGUGUGUCUCUGUGUCUACUCUCAGACCUGCAUGUGUGAUAAUCUGUAAACUCUGCCGCAAAAAAAAAAAAGCCCAGUCCAAGACAGUCCAGCUCUGAACUAACUAUCUCAACUGAAUUAGGUCACCGGGCCACCUGGGACGGCCAGCGUGCAGCCGUGCGUGAGCGUGGCGGCGUGAGCCAUGGGGACGACUUUUAAGCGCGACGCCACCGCAGUGGGAACUUGUUCUCUCUCUCCUUCACCACCAAGGUAAAUGAAAAAAACGAACCAAAAAACAAAAGCACUGACCUCUCCUCUCCCCCCCACCUGCCGCCCCCUCCUUUGACUGUGCCUUGACCAAACACUCCUCCCCCCCCCUCCUCUCCUCCGCCAUCACCACUUCCCCCCUCCUUCCCCCGCUCCGUAACACCUCCUCUGCUGCAGUGGCAGUGCCAUCGGUGGGGGUGGCGGGUGGGGUAUGGGGUGGGGCUAUAGGACCCCUUUCCACAAGAGUCCUGUCUCGCAUUAGCAUACAAGACUGUGCCCUCUUUGUCCCGCUGGUGUCUGAGCUAGUAAAUAAAGGGAAGUGUGAUUGUGUGUUUAAAGAAAGAGCGCAUGGAUGUCUGAGGAACUUUAUUGGGUGGUGUUACUCCUGAUUUGGUGAGGCUUGGCACAUGCGGACACACCCUUACCCCUCCCCUGCCCGCUAGUCAACUCCUCUCCACCGCCGUAUUCGCCGCCCUCACCUCCCCCUCCCGUCCCGUCCCCUCCCUCCUUCCACCCCUACCUCUUACCUCCUCCUCCUCCUCCUCCUCAAUCCCACCCCGACUGUCCCUGUGCGCCUCUCCUCCUCUCCGCCGUUCACACAAACACACACAGCGCUUUUUUUUCCGCCGCCACCGCCGUCGCCACCUUGGAUCUGGGUUCGUGGCUCUGGCUCGGACUCAACUUCCCAGAACCACCCACCUGACCCCCCAACCUCCCCACCCUCCUUUGUAUACCAUAGAGGCCUGGGCGUGCCAAUGGACUGUGUAUGUGUGGUGGCCCGCCGCCGGGACUCAGUAACAUGACACACAGAGAGACUUCACUGUUGGGACAAAAUCGCUUUGCUAAAACUGUUGAAUGCUGGGUUUGCUCCACAUGGCUGUGGGAGGGAUCUUAACUCCUGUUUCCCAAAAGCUCCAUUAAGUGAUAACCUAAAACAAUUUUCUUACUUUUGGGGUCCCUCACAGCCUGUGUGCCAAUCAGAAACGUCCUAUAAGAUAGGCCUAUAGGUAUGAGGCCAGUCUGACCUGUAGAUUCUCAAUCUCAGGGUUCCUAUAGGACUUUUCUGGUACGGCAGCUCUAUUCCUCUAAUAACUGGGAUCAGCUGGACUGGCUGGGUAUGUGCUCUGAGUGACUUGUAUGUGUUUUUUUUUUUUUUUUACCUGUUAAGAUUGUCUAUGUGCUGAGAUAGAGAGCUUAACCCUCACACACGACCUCCACACUCGGUAUGUCAAAAUGAGUUGUCCGGCUGUUUGCUCUGACAGCUGCAAGAUGAAGUCAAGAGGGCGUUGCCUUCUGUGUUCUGCCUAACAAACAAAGGAGAGGGAAGAAGGAGGAGGAGAAGGGAUGAAUAGAUGAGUUGAUUAUAAGGUGAGUUGGUAGUGGAAGGAUCCUCUGUCCAAAGCUGCUCCCUAACCUCACCUUCCUGAUCUUGGAGGACCCUAUUGUAAGAUCUACCGGCCAGAAUCUUAUUCUGAAAAGGGCCCUUUAUACACUGGACAUUUUCAGCCGAUUAAACUGUUAUCAGGCUAUUAAAUAGGCGUUAUGAGUCUCUAUAAGCCCUAUGGAUGUGGGUCAGUAGGGACCUACUACUUGCCUACUUGUUUGUGUUCAAAAACAUGAUGCUUCAUUCAGUUUUACAACAUGUUAGAAUGUGUUGCUUUUAAGUUUUGCAUAGUAGGCCCCUAAUGACAUACAUCUAUGGCGCUUAUAGCAACUGAUAACGCCUAUUUAAGGGCCUGAUAACAGUCGAUUUGGGUGCCAUUUUAGUGUAUCCUGAUAAUGCAGCUUUGACUCUGAGGUGUCCAUUUCUUGGAUGCAACUGAUUUACAGACAUUGUAUGCACCCAAGAUACAAGAAAAUCUUUUCACAAAUUACUGUACUUGUAGUCAGGAAAACAACGCAACCCCAAGCCAAUUUUUUAUAAGUAUUACCCUGCAGCUUUAGAACGAGUAGACGUAAAUGGCUGACUCCCUUCCCGGCCUCCAUGAUCAGGGCGCGUGGUGCUCCGAUGUUUUCCCUCCGACCACCUCAUCCUCCCCACUCUCCCAACUCCUCACUAAAAGGCUUCUUCGGGUGCUUGCGAGUCUGGGCUUCCCGUGCUUGGGUGAAUGCAGCCACGCAUCUUUUAAACCCCCCUCCCCGCCCCCGUCCUCAUGCUGUACUGACGGCCUCGCUGCAGCCUCCUCCCUUACUUCCUCACCCACUCCCCCGUCCUCCCGCCUUCUGUAGUUUUGGACAGCCGAAGAAUCGUAGAUGCUCUUCAUGUACACAUCUCUGUACAUCUGUUCUCCUGCAGCAGGUAUAUCAGCUGAGAAGUGUGUGCAUCUGGAACACACUCCAGUUAGGUUUGAGCACACAACCCCCAUAGAACCAUAUUGCCUUUUGAGUUUUGCAAGUUGAGAUUCAGUAGGUUUAGCCAAUGUGAACAUUCUAGCUCUUCUAGCACAGAUGUGAAUCACAGGUAUCAGACUCUACUGCUGCUCAUCCUUUCUUCAGAUAAACACAAUAACGGUAGAGUCAUACCUCAGUCAUUACCUCAUCUACAGGGGGUUGAUGCAACAUCAACACCUGCAGAAUGUAAUGCAGUUCAAUAUAAUAUCCCUGCAUUUAUUAUUAAGAAGCUCAAUAGGUUUGUGUGUAGGAUUGGUAUUGGCUUGCAUUACAUUGUAAGGUGUUCAUGUUAUUUUGUCCACCCCCUGUCCAUUUUUUUUUUGGUCCAUAUUAUUAUCAAAACUCACAUAGUUGCAUUAUGUUUACAGUUCCCUCAGCUCAGUAGUAGCACAUUAACAGUAACCACAAAUAGUCACACAGUAGCUAAGCCUCUUCAAGUAGGUUAAUGGACCAAGCAGAGUGUAGUUACAUUUAAAUGCCUGAUUAAUUAUAAUAUACAUCAUUCUAGUUUCCAAAGAAACAUGAAGGGUGACAGGAUAUACGUGUCACCUCGAGAGGAUGGCAAUAUGAAUCGGCUCAUUUCAAGGAAAUUAGUUCCAGCACAAACUCGAAUGGAAAUGGGGUGGGGCAUUUUAGUUGAUGAAUGUUAGAUGAAAUCUUUGCGUCAACAUGUUUACUGUGAAUGACAAAUCCUGAUAUAAACACAAAUUCUAUUGUAAAGGUUGUGUAUGCAUAUAUAUGCCCUUUUUGAUCUGUAUUUCUUAUAAAAUGUUCGGAGGCAUUUUUCAGUCUGCAUGCAAAUCAUGAAUAAAUUCUUGUUUUUUUUCUC